Aphis gossypii (cotton aphid) is the source of this 450-nucleotide messenger RNA. RefSeq names its product zinc finger MYM-type protein 5-like. Bases 1 to 450 code for a protein of 149 amino acids. The record is from RefSeq and is a predicted model, not a curated record. The transcript has 2 exons. Lineage: Eukaryota; Metazoa; Arthropoda; Insecta; Hemiptera; Aphididae.
AUGGAUGCUAAACGUGGUAGGAUUCCGGCUGUUCCUAGCCAUCUUAUAGACGAUGAGCUGUUGAAUAAUAAAAAUCAAAUACGUGAUGUUUUGAAUUUUAAUGAAGCAGAGGGCAAAUGUAAUACCUCAUUGUUACCACACAGAAUUAUAAGUGUGAAAGAAGAUGUUGAUGAGUCCACGAAUGAAAUCACUUCAUUGGUAUCAGAAAAAAAUAUAAGUAAGAAAGAAGAUAAUGGUGAGUCCAUGAAUGAUUUAUUAGUGGCAAACAUUUUGAUAUCUGAUGAUCCUGGUACAUGGCCUGAUCAUUUGAACAAUAAAAGUAUAGAAAUUUUAAUAAUGCACCAUCCUGUUCAAGUGAAAAAUUAUAACUUUCCUUUAGAUGAAAUGAAUAGAAAAUUUUCUGAAAUUUACUAUUACCGUAAUAUGAGUAAUAGUGAAAAAAUCAUUUGA